Molecule: messenger RNA, 753 nt
Organism: Drepanopeziza brunnea f. sp. 'multigermtubi' MB_m1
Lineage: Eukaryota; Fungi; Ascomycota; Leotiomycetes; Helotiales; Drepanopezizaceae
Source: RefSeq, a predicted model, not a curated record
AUGGACACAGGCCUCUCUGGUCGGUUGGGGGGGGGGAGGGAGGCUGGGAGCAGAAGAUUUCAGCGGAUCGACAACGAGGACUUGAGCGACGGAAGUUUGAAUGGAGUCCCGGCCUCGGAAAAGGCAUUACAGCGCCACAGCUUCGUGCUGUCGUCACAACAUUUCCUUUUGUCAUGGUCCGAAUGGAAGCGAGCAGAGGAAUUGAUACCUGGCGAGGAAAAACAUGGGAUGCAGAUGUCGGAAUCCUUUCUUCUUUUCAUUUGUUCAUCUUCUUCUCUUCAUAGCAUGGGCAUAGGCGUAAAAUCGACAACUUUCUGUAUGUAUCCCAGUCUCUGUCGAGGAUUCAAGUUGGGUUCUGGGGGCCGUGAAUUGAAUGCAUGUUACUUGUGUGAACGUACCCGUGGACGUGCGGUCCAUGAUGCCUCUUCUCCACGCUCCGCCUCCCCCGUCAACUCGCCCGCUGCCAUCGCCACGGGUCGACCCUCGUCCCCUACGCCCCCGGGCGGACCCAAGACUGCGAUAAGACGCCGUGCGGCUGCCGACCAGAAGGACAAGGUUGCGAAUGCGAGGCCGAGUUCUACGAGAGCGGCGGGUGCUGGCGGGUCGAGCAGUACUAUGCUGAGACUUUACACCGACGAGUCUCCAGGAUUGAAGGUUGACCCCGUCGUUGUCCUCGUUCUCUCUCUGGUGUUCAUCUUCAGUGUCGUUGCGCUACACAUCAUUGCAAAGGUCACACGGAAGUUCUCCGGCUAG